This is a messenger RNA of Triticum urartu, 2467 nucleotides long. Lineage: Eukaryota; Viridiplantae; Streptophyta; Magnoliopsida; Poales; Poaceae. The record is from RefSeq and is a predicted model, not a curated record.
AUGGAAGUUACCUUCCUCUUAAAUCACCAGCAGGGAUCAGCAGGAGCAAUAGCAGGAAGUGUUGUGGCUGGUGUAGUGGCACCUGUCUUGGGUGUCUUGUUAUUCUUGUUUUAUAGGCGAAGAAAGGCGAAACAGAAUACACUGCGGCUAGCCAGUACAAUAUUAAUGCAAAAGGUGACAUCAUCGGCCACUCAAGCUGACGUAGCUUCAUUAGCUGCUGGCAUUACAGUUGACAAAUCAGUCGAGUUCACAUACCAAGAACUUUUUAAUGCUACAGAAGGCUUCAACAUAACUCAUAAAAUUGGACAAGGUGGUUUUGGUGCUGUCUAUUAUGCUGAGCUUGUAGGCGAGAAAGCCGCCAUAAAGAAAAUGGACAUGCAAGCUACUCAGGAGUUUCUUGCCGAGUUAAAGGUUUUGACACAUGUUCACCAUCUAAAUCUGGUGCGCUUGAUUGGUUAUUCCACAGAGAGUUCUUUGUUCCUUGUCUACGAAUUUGUCGAGAAUGGCAACUUAAGCCAGCAUUUGCGUGGAACUGGUUAUGAGCCUCUUUCUUGGGCUGAAAGAGUUCAGAUUGCACUAGAUUCAGCAAGAGGUCUUGAGUACAUUCAUGAGCAUACCGUUCCAGUGUACAUACAUCGGGACAUCAAAUCCGCAAACAUCUUGAUAGACAAGAACACCCGUGCAAAGGUUGCAGAUUUUGGUCUAACAAAGCUUACAGAAGUUGGUGGUGCAUCUUUGCAAACACGUGUUGUUGGUACAUUCGGUUACAUGCCUCCAGAAUACGUUCGAUACGGCGAUAUUUCUCGUAAGGUUGAUGUGUAUGCCUUUGGCGUUGUCUUGUACGAACUUAUCUCAGGCAAAGAUGCCAUUGUCCGACCAACCGAUGGAUCUGCUAGUGCUUCAAGGGGACUGGUUUAUCUGUUUGAAGAGGCUCUCACUGCACUGGAUCCGAAAGAAGGCCUCCAGAAGCUGAUCGAUCCAAAGCUGGGAGACGACUAUCCCGUCGAUGCGAUUCUCAUGAUGAUGCACCUGGCGAACGCAUGCACAACAGAGGACCCCAAGCUGAGGCCCACAAUGAGGUCUGUGGCCGUCGCGCUGAUGACGCUCUCUUCCAUGAGCGAGUUCUGGGAUAUGAAAAACCCGGGCUUGGUGAACCUCAUGUCCGGGAGAUGACCUCCUUACCCACAUGUCUCCCCUGGCUGGCAUUGUAGAUCAGGGCACAUUCCUUCCUGUCAAGAAGCAAACACACGCCUUGCAGAGCCCUUUUUUCUUCCAUGAAAGCUAAAUAGGAAAUUAGAUACUUUUUUUUUUCAAAAAGGAGGAUAACCUCCAGCCUCUGCCUAGGAAAUUAGAUACAUGCCAUGAGACAUGUGCAUGUGUGUCACGCACACCAGGUCACCCUGUGCAUUUCAAAACCAAACCGAAAAACCAUACCGAAAAUAAACCGAACCGAACCGAUUUUAUGGUUUUUAUGGUUUCUGGUUUCAGUAUGGUAUGAACUUUUCAUACCGAUUUGAACUUUGGUUUUUAUGGUAUAUACUGAAAAACCGAACGGUUAACCGAAUAAACCGAAGUAAAAAUAAAUUUAUAUUUCUUGAGAUGAACAACCAUACAAGUUGUCAUUUUUCUUGUACAUGAGUCAAAUUCACUAAUAAGCAUGUAAAAUUUUAUUGUAACAUAGUCAUUUUUCUCUUUUUAAAAUGCUAAGCACGUCCAUAACCAUCAACAGAUGAAUUAAUGCAUGCAUAUAUACUUAUAUAUAUAUAGUCAUAUACUAUUUGUGUAAAAUAGUAUGUGUUUUGAGUCAUAAAUUUGCAAAUUAUUAUUACGUCAUUUUCAAAUUCGCGUCAACUUUGGUUUUUAUGGUAUAUACCGAAACCAUACCGAAAUAAUUUGGUAUAUACCGAAACCGAACUGUAUUUCAAUUUCAUACCGUAUUUACCGAAGUAUUAAUACCGUAUAAACCGAAAAACCGUAUAAACCGAACCAUGUAAACCGAAUAAACCGAACGCACAGGGUGAACACCAGGGCAACCGCACCGACCAGUGGGACAGAUGGAGCGGUGGGUCACACGACGAGUGCAUGACUGAAGUGAACAACGUGUGUGUGUCGCUGCCCAGUGGGCCAGAGGGGCUGGUAGCGGCCUGCGUGCCAUGGUGGCGUUAUAGGCGGCCGUCUCCGCGUGUGUGAGGGUUAUGUUGUGUAAUGACAAUUUAUGUCGAACGAGAGAAGCUGCUAUUCCUCGCGUAUCCUAGAUCCCCUUUCUCCUUGUUCUUCCUGCCUCCACUCCUCCUUCCCUAGAUCACUAGAUGUUAGAUGAAAGGCUAUUCAGGUGUGUAACGUGACAUAUAUGUCACGUAUAUUGUAUGCAUAUAUUGUAUGCAUGUGUAUCUUAUAAAUGGCGCAGGCUGUUAGGUUAAGUUGAGCCUUAUCUAGUAUAGCUUGAAGUAGGGGCAAAGCUUAGCAA